AUGUCUCCGGUCGCGAAUUGCUUUGCAUCAGCUCUCGCAUUCGGCAUCACCCAGAUCAAGGGCUCAUUGGAGCCAUGGCGGUAUCUGUUUAUCAUUGAGGGAGCUCCUACGGUUCUUUUCUCGGUAGUUGUAUUCCUCUUCCUUCCCGACUCUCCAGGAUCCGCCAAGUUCCUCACUGAGACUGAGCAAACCGAAGCCGUCGAACGUCUCCAGAUUGUUGAUAGAACAGCAAAGGAGAAAAUGCAAUGGGGCCAAUUCUUCCAAGGAUUGACCGACUACAAAAAUUACGUCCACAUGGCCAUUCAUUUUUGCUGCAACUAUUCCUUGUCAGGUCUAUCGAACUUUCUACCAACGAUCUUAGAGACCAUGGGCUAUACUUCAGUGAAUGCGCAAGGGCUGGCAGCACCACCUUAUUUUGCUUCAUUUCUUUGCUGCGUUGCCGCUGCUCUAGUGUCUGAUCGAUGGGGAAAUCGCGGCUACGUGGUCACCUUUUUUGCUUUAAUGGGUACAGCCGGCUACCUUAUCUUGACCUGUGUGCAAGAUGAGUCAAAGACGGCCGCACGCUAUGCUGGUGUUUGGCUCGCGACGUGUGGAAUAUUUCCUUCGCUCGCUAUCAAUAUCACCUGGCUACUGAAUAAUCAAGGAGGUGACAGCAAGAAGGGCGUUGGUCUGGCUUUGUUAGCCACAUUUGGACAGUGCUCUAGCCUAAUCAGCAGCUCUGUCUUUCCCGAUGCCGAUGCACCAUUGUAUACUACGGGGUGCGCCCUUGGAUGCGCUUUCACUGGCCUCAUUGCUAUUUUGGCCAUGGGACUACACAUUGCUUUAACGUUGGAGAACAAAAGAAAGGAUCGUCUUUACGGGCCAGUCAAUGAAAACGACAAAGUCGAUGUGACUGAGGGAGGCGAUCACCCCAACUUCCGGUACUUGACUUGA
Molecule: messenger RNA, 933 nt
Organism: Penicillium maclennaniae
Lineage: Eukaryota; Fungi; Ascomycota; Eurotiomycetes; Eurotiales; Aspergillaceae
Product: putative MFS transporter
Exons: 2
Coding region: 1-933 (310 amino acids)
Biological process (GO): transmembrane transport
Cellular component (GO): membrane
Molecular function (GO): transmembrane transporter activity
Source: RefSeq, a predicted model, not a curated record